Punica granatum (pomegranate) is the source of this 1308-nucleotide messenger RNA. NCBI's taxonomy places the organism in Eukaryota, Viridiplantae, Streptophyta, Magnoliopsida, Myrtales, Lythraceae. The record is from RefSeq and is a predicted model, not a curated record.
GUCCUCGCAUUUUCUCGUUUGGUUUCCCGGGAAGGAAAACGAAAAUCGUUAUAUAUAUUCAAUCACCGCUGCCAAACACAAAUUGGGAAUGCCGAGGCAAAUCUCUUCCACGCCGGAGACGGAAUUGAAGCCGUAGCGGCAGCCGGAAUCAAGUGCGAGCGGCUUUAGCAGCUCAGUCGGUGUUCGCUAGGUUUCAUUCGAUUCAGUCGCCGGAGGGGAUUGAAAAUCUUCUCUCGGCGAUUCGGUGUUCGAGGAAGAGAGAUAGAGGUUGGGGUUACGGAGGGCUAGGGUUUUUUUGGGCCGAGAUGACGGAGGUGACGCUGCACAUAUACGAUGUGACGAACAGUGGAUCCGACAAGACCAACAACACCAUUAUGCAAAUCAACAAGAUCUUCAAGGACGGCAUAGGUAUCGGCGGUAUCUUCCACAGCGCCAUUCAGGUCUAUGGAGAUGAGGAGUGGUCCUUUGGGUACUGUGAAGACGGAACUGGUGUUUUCAGUUGCCCUUCUGGAAAGAAUCCAAUGUAUACAUUCCGUGAAACCAUAAUUCUUGGAACCACAAACUGUUCGAUAUUCAAGGUGAAUCAGAUUCUUAGAGAACUUAGUAGAGAAUGGCCCGGGCAUACGUAUGACUUAUUAUCGAGGAACUGCAAUCACUUCUGUGAUGAGUUUUGUGAUAGGCUUGGCCUGCCAAAAAUUCCAGCUUGGGUCAAUCGAUUUGCUAAUGCUGGAGAUACAGCUUUGGAAGUAGCAGAAACCACCGCAUUACGGCUGAGGCAAGCCAAGACAGAGAUAUUGUCUGCCAGCAAAGUAGCAUAUCGUUUCCUCCUGGGUGCCACGACAAAUUCCUCUCCUGAUCCCUCCGGAAGUUCAGGUAGGGGGAGUCCUCGGUUCCAAGCUGCAUGGUUUAAAAACCUUAUCACUGCCGGUGCAAAACCAUCUACGACUCCGGAGGCAGAUAAUCUGGAUGAUAAAGACGAUAAGCUUCAACAGGAUAGAGAAGAUGAUGAAUCACCUCUCCAACAAAGUUCGAGGCCCGACUCUUGAAGUUGCCCAACUGUACUAGUUGGAAUCAUGCAGUAGAAGUUUGUAAUUCAUCUGUGUACUAAACAAGCGUGCAUCUCCCAAUUGUAAUUCAUUUGUUGAUGGCCUAAUGUUGUCAAGCCUGUAAAAAUGAUCUUGUGCUAUUUUACACGUAUGAUACAUGAUGUAAUGAGUUGAAAAAACUCGUCGGUAGAAUUGUUCAAGGGGAUGAUUGGGUGUCUUCAGAUUGCAAUUUCAAUUCCGCAAAACUGAAAUCUUGCACAGA